Messenger RNA from Morchella importuna, 576 nucleotides. RefSeq lists its product as uncharacterized. The record is from RefSeq and is a predicted model, not a curated record. The transcript is spliced from 4 exons. Gene Ontology annotation, cellular component: peroxisomal membrane. The coding region runs from base 1 to 576 and encodes 191 amino acids. NCBI's taxonomy places the organism in Eukaryota, Fungi, Ascomycota, Pezizomycetes, Pezizales, Morchellaceae.
AUGGCCGCCCCUAUAGCACCCUCAAAGCUUCAAGCCCUCCAGGAAACAAUCACCACCUUCCUCCUCGACCCCCGCAACCACGACCUCCUCACAAUCCUCAAAGGCCUCCGCAACGGCCUCGUCUACGGCACCAAAGUCCGCUUCCCCCACGCCCUCGUCAUGGUCCUCCUCUUCCGCACCGGCACCCUCCGCUCCAAAGCCACCCAGAUCCUCACCGCCACGCGCACCCACGCCACGAACCUCGGCCUCUUCGUCACGCUCUACAAGACCACCAUGCUGGCACUGCGGCACCUCAGCCCCACGGGCAAGGAGCGCAGCGCAGACAGCUUCGUCGCCGGCGCGCUCGGCGGGUACGUCGUGUUUGGCCGCGGCGGCAGCGGCAACAGCGUCAAUAUGCAGAUUGUGGUGUAUGUGUUUGCGCGGGUGGUGCUGGCGCUGGCGAAGCUGGCGGUGAGCGAUGGUCCGCUGUGGUAUCCUGAGGCGGUGCAGGCGAGUAUGAGGAGUAGUAUGGUGUAUUUGUAUGAUAAUGCGGAGACGUGGACGGGGAUUAGGGACUUUUUGAUACAUAAUAAAUAG